AUGCCAUCUCAACGAACAUCAAGUAACAGGAAAUCCAGGAAGAAGGCACUAUACAAAGAUGAUGCUAAUGCAGCAGAUGCUGUUACAUACAAGAAUCAAACCAGAACCACGCGAGCAGGAAAGGUGGUUUCAGAGCUAGUGAAGGUUUCUUUGAGUACCACAAAUCGACCUCAUAAGAAGAAGCCAAUAGGUUUAGAAGAACAGGAGCAUGGUACAUUCAACAAGGAUGCUGGAUUUAGUCAGGAUGAAAACAGUCUACCUUCAACUCACCAUGAUGAAAAUGUAGUCCCAAAAAUUCGGAAGAUUAAUUAUCUUGAAAAUAUUGAAGAAACCAAGGACGAGGAGGAACAAAAUCAACUACAACAAUUGAAAUGGAAACAAGCGCCCAUCGAGCAGUCGACAGAAUACACAAACAGUAUUGAUAUUCAGAUGGAAAAUCUUGAGGAAGACCCAGAGAAUUUGGAUCCAAAUGGCCCUACAGAUGAGGAGUUUGAGGCAUACCUAAACAGGUGCCGAGAAGAUCCUCAUUCAUUAGACAAUAUUCAAGACUGUGACAAUGAAGAAGAAGUAAGCAAAGCAGAGGCAGAUGUACGGGACAUGCCUCAAUAUCUCCGACCACAGUCGGCAAACAAAGGCAUUCCGACAGGGACUCCAAAGACUGACGGACUCAACAAUGCCUAUAUUCGGGCAAUUCAUACUAAUGGUGUCCACCACCUAGCCAUGGUUUAUUGUGUAUGCCAUGGAGCCAACAAUCUUCCUCUGGAUCUCAUUGCAAGUCGAUUAUUGCCAACAAGUUUUCACCGCAUUCGUACAGUUUUCUCCGCCCAGCUUCUAGACUAUUUCCGUUUAUCCAACCUAGAACUCAAGGCAUCAGCAUAUCAGUUCUACUCUCUUAUCCGACAAGUGACAAAUCCAAUGUUUCCUUCAAGUGUUGUGGACCUAUACAAUGAGUUCCGAAGAAUGUCGCGACUAUGGAGGUGGAUGAAAAAACUCAAAUGGUCGGGGUUUGCAGGGCAUAAUGGGAGGGCUGCGCUGUCUGUUGGAAAAGGAGAACUUGGAAUUUUUUGUCCCGCAUGCCCACAACCUGGAGUUAAUUUACCCGACAAUUGGAGAGAAGACCCAAAUCGUUGGGUUUACAAACGGAUAUUUGUAGCUGAUGGAAACUUCAAGGCUGAUCAUAUUCGCUCAGAAAAGCCAUCUUGA
Messenger RNA from Psilocybe cubensis, 1203 nucleotides. RefSeq lists its product as uncharacterized. The transcript has 2 exons. Bases 1 to 1203 code for a protein of 400 amino acids. The record is from RefSeq and is a predicted model, not a curated record. Lineage: Eukaryota; Fungi; Basidiomycota; Agaricomycetes; Agaricales; Agrocybaceae.